This is a messenger RNA of Aspergillus saccharolyticus JOP 1030-1, 1370 nucleotides long. Its product is annotated as PAF acetylhydrolase family protein. NCBI's taxonomy places the organism in Eukaryota, Fungi, Ascomycota, Eurotiomycetes, Eurotiales, Aspergillaceae. The record is from RefSeq and is a predicted model, not a curated record. The coding region runs from base 36 to 1190 and encodes 384 amino acids. Gene Ontology annotation, molecular function: 1-alkyl-2-acetylglycerophosphocholine esterase activity. The transcript has a single exon.
CUCCCUGUGAGUAUCAUCAAGAGACAAACUGCAUAAUGGUUCGGGCUACCCUGGCUUCUGUUCUUCUUUCCUUCGCGAGCCUCGGACAAACAGCAAUCGUUCCUCUUCCUCCUAGCACCGGACCCUGCGACGUCACGCUUCAUGCCAGUGAACUCGUCGACCUGAACCGAACCGAUCCAUUUGACCCAAAAGAAGGAAAACGUGCUAUCAUGAUCACCACCUUCACCCCCGUCAAUUGUGGAAGUGUGCUUCUCACAACAUACAUCCCCAAUGCCACAGCCAAGUACGAAGACGAGACCUUCCAGUCGUUCGGAAUAGCGUCAGGCACGUUCGAGGCGUUCCGCAUCCCGACUCUAGCCCAAAAGCAGCCACCGCGCUCCGGGAUGAACAGAGACCACCCUGUUGUACUGUUCUCGCCAGCCUCGGGGGUCUCGCGAUUGAUGUACACCUCGCUGCUCCAAGACAUAGCCAGUCACGGGCUGGCUGUUAUCUCCGUCGAUCACCCGUACGAUGCAAAUAUCGUGGAAUUCCCAGAUGGCCGCACAGUCUUUGGUAUCUUCGGAGACACUAUGACCGAUGCGGAAUACGUGUUCGCAAUGGACGUUCGCGUCGAGGAUAUGAGAUUUGUACUGAAUCAAACCCACAACGAGACGGUGUUGGCAGACAUAUUCCCCCUGACACGCACAAACCCCAAUCUCCUCUCCCUCGAUCGAACGACUAUCAUCGGUCACUCCCUGGGUGGCGCAACCGCCGCGCAGGCAACCCUGAUCGAUGACCGACUUGUCGGAGGCAUCAACCUGGAUGGAACUUUGUUCGGAUCUGUGGUAGACACAGGCCUGUCGAGUCCGUUUCUGCUGUUCGGCAACGCCAACCACACGCAGGCAACGGACGCCAGCUGGGCGACCUUUUUGUCCCAGACACGAGGCUGGAAGCUGGAGCUGCAGCUCGCGCAGUCGGAACACUACACUUUCUCCGACUUUCCAGUCCUUGUCGACUCGCUCGGCGUCUCCGACGAAGUUACGCGACUUGUCCAAGCCGUUGCAACUGGGACUAUCGGGGUUUUGCGCGCGAGGAAUGUGCUGGUGGAGUAUAUCACGGCCGCGCUGCGAUACUUUAUUUCCGGGGACCAGUCGGAUUUGCUCAGUGGUCCUUCUGCGGCGUAUCCUGAUGUGACCUUUGUCUCUUCUUGAUUAGUCACGAUGAUGUGGGGGAGUAUGUGGACCUGCACAUGACAAUCCUGAUGUAUCUGCACCUGAGGCAAUGAAUCGCUGGGCUUGUUAUAUACGGAGAGCAAAUCGAACGCAGAAUGGAGAAUGCUGGGUGGUCAGAAUUUAGUCCUGUUAGACUUGUGCUUUGGGGAGGAAUUAAAG